Molecule: messenger RNA, 1666 nt
Organism: Lolium rigidum
Lineage: Eukaryota; Viridiplantae; Streptophyta; Magnoliopsida; Poales; Poaceae
Exons: 6
Coding region: 177-1253 (358 amino acids)
Molecular function (GO): protein dimerization activity
Source: RefSeq, a predicted model, not a curated record
GUUCAUACGUCCGGUGUGGCUACCGAGACUGUGGUUGGUCUCCGGGUGCUCGGCCGCCGUUCCUGCGCUCCGCUUCUGCCGAUGCCCCGUGCGCUGUAGGAGCAGUUGCAAAGGCUGAGUUAGAGGGGAGGCGGCGCGGCGAGGACCGGGUCAAGUGGCUCAACUCGGACCUAUGUAUGUUGGCGCAUCGGGGCGGGGAACACCCACAAGUCGAGGCAGCACGACUCUGCCGUCACCCACGUCCGCCGGGUUAUUCGUCGAGCUGCGCACUGGAUUCAACUAUGGGCUCUCUUACUCCUGGAGGAUCAACGUGCAGAUUAGCAGCUGUUGUCCUUGAUCCUUACACACAUUAUCAGAUCAACUUGAGCAAGAUUAUAGAUUAUGCUUCUGCACUAACUAAUGCCAUCGAGAAGAUAGCAGACCCAGAUAGUGCUGUUUUGGCUAUUAAUGAAAUCAUCACUUAUAGGGAAUGCCGUGGGAGGUUUGGCCAAAGGCUGGCACGCUCUUCUGCAGAAACCAUGGCACCAACUGAGUGGUGGUUCCAAUUUGGAGGGGAAGUUCCUAAUCUGCAGAAGUGUGCAUUGAGAAUUGUUUCACAAUGUGUGUCCUCAAGUGGCUGUGAGAGGAAUUGGAGUGCUUUUGCCAUGGUCCACACAAAGCAAAGAAACCGUCUUCUAUAUGGCAAGCUCCACAAAUGUGUUUCUGUACACCACAACUUGAAGAUACGUGCUGAAGAAGACCAAGAUGAUGCGAAACAGAGUUAUAGAGAGAAGGAAGUUGAUCCUUGUGCACUGAUGAUGGAUACAGCCAUGUAUGAUGCAUCAAAUCCAAUGAUGGAGUGGUUGAUGGAGGAUGAAGAACAUGCAAUCCUAGAUGGUACGGAUGCUGCUAGUGCUGUGUUUGAGGAAUUACGUUCCCUCAACUCAAGAAGGAAAGAGUCUCGUCUUGGAACUAAGGACAAUGGCAGGAAAAGAAAGAGGAUAGUGGAGGAAGAAGAUGAGGAUGACUACAUCGAUUGCGAUGAUGAUGAAGAUGAACAGAAUGAGCACAUUGACAUUGAUGAUGAAGAUGACGACCCAGAUGAUAGUGAAAGUGAAGCUGAUGGAGGAGUGCCAAGUCAAGUUGAAGAAGAUGGACCUGACCAAGUUGAAAAUGAGAUUGAGGGCACAAGUGAUGGCAAUUCGGCGAACCGGAGAUCUGCACGGCUUAAGAAAGCCAGGAAGGUCAAGAACGUCAACAGCCUCUACAAUUAAGAUAGUUGCAAGGUGGAAGAACGUGAAGUCGGAACUUAAUUCAUGUUCGCGUUUUGGGGCUGAAGGAUGGGAGACCAUGAAGUCUGAACCGAAUUCAUGUUUGAUUUUUGGGACUGAAUGCUUGAAUUGCCUGGUUGUAAUGUGAUUCUGACCUGUGUCUUUUGGACUUCUGUUCUAAACUGUUAACCAGCCUACCUGUUGCUGGACUGCUAAGUCAUGAACUGAAUUCAUGACCGUAUUUUGGGGCCGAAUGCUUGAACUUUGAAUGGCCUGGUUGUAACGUGAUUCUGAACAGCUAUCUUUUGGACUCCUAUUUGUACUCCUAUUUAAACUAUUAAACCUGUUGCUGGACUAUUCUGUUGUUGCACUGUUGUUGCUGGUCUAUGGUUAAUAUGUUGUUAUUUCCGGUUUCA